AUGAGUUUUUCAUGUGAGUGUGUCGUUGUUGAGGCUGUUCCAGACACUGGGGCAGAAGUGUGUAUAGUAGGGGUAGAUUUGUUACCAAAAUUGGGUUUGAAGGUACCUAAUCUCUCUCGGUGUAAUGUCAUUGUAAAUCACGCAGGGAAGUCAUUGAGAAUAUAUGGGUCUGUUGAUAUGCUAAUAGAAUUGGGUGAUAAAUCAGUGAGCACUAGUGUUAUCGUUGUGCAAGGUGCUACCCGUUUUUAUAUGUCUUUAGGAGUGUAUUUCCAAAAUUCUGUAAAAGACAAAGCAACUCCCAAAAAGCAGGCAGCCCAAAAGAAGACCCCACAAAAGCAGACUCCACAAAAAGGCACUCCACAGAAACAAAUUACUACUCCAAAAACAACAAAGCCAAGUGGAACUCCAACUAAAUCAGAAGAAGCCAGUUCAUCAAAGGGACCACCACCAUCAAGAAAUGACCCAGGUAUGGAUAGGACCCAUAAGGACAACUCUUUUAGAGAGUUUCGUCGUAUCUGUGCAAAUGUUGCAGAUGAACCAAGUUACUUGGGAAAGACUGAAAUCAUUUCCAAGUUCUUGACAUAUGGAACCAGUAAAAAUAAGUUUGAAGGUGAUUUGAGACUGUGGGUCAGAUUAUUACUUCCAGGUGUCAUCAAGAGAGUUUACAACUUGCAGAGCAAACAGCUAGUCAAAUUGUUUUCUCAGCUGUUUAAUAGUAAUCAAGAAGAAAUGUUAGAAGAUUUAGAAAAAGGUGAUGUGGCUGAAACAGUGAGAGUUUUCUUUGAAAUGUCCUCUGUGCUGGGUCCAGUCAAGAAAAGUAAUCUCUCAAUUCAGGAAGUUGAUGAACUGUUGGAGGAACUCUCAGGGAUGACAAAGGAAGAUGAACAGUCCUAUGUCCUGAAAAAGAUAUGCAAAAAGUGUACUGGUAAUGAUUUAAAAAUGGUUGUAAGGCUUAUUAAAGGAGAUCUGAGGAUCAACGCAGGAGCAAAGCAUGUAUUAGAGGCAGUGCAUAGUGAUGCAUAUGAAGCUUUCCAGACCACUCGAAAUAUUGAUGCUGUCUUGGAUCAAGUCAUAAAAGUUGGUGCCACAGGAGGUAGUCUCAAGUUUACAGCUGAAGUAAUGACACCUGUUCUACCAAUGCUUGCAGAGGCGUGUAAAUCAGUUGAUUAUGCUUUCAAAAAGUGUCUAAGUGGGGCAAUGUAUGCCGAAAUCAAAUAUGAUGGAGAAAGAGUACAAUUGCAUAAGAAAGGCAACAAAUUUAAGUAUUUCUCACGUUCACUGAAAGAAGUAAUGCCACAUAAGGUUUCUCAUUUCAAAAACUACAUUCCACAAGCUUUUCCACAUGGUGAAGACCUUAUUCUUGAUGCAGAGGUGUUGAUGAUAGAUAAUAAGACUGGAGUACCAUUACCAUUCGGAACACUGGGUGUUCAUAAGAAAGCAGAGUUUCAAGAUGCUAAUGUAUGCCUUUUUGUAUUUGACUGUAUACAUUACAAUGGACAAGAUUUGAUGGAUAAACCAAUAAAGGAAAGGCGAGAAAUUCUUGAGGAACAUAUGACUGAAAUAAAGAAUCAUAUAAUGUUUUCGGAAAUGAAGUUGAUAACGAAGAAGGAAGAUCUUCGUAACAUGAUAAAUGAUGUCUUAAAGCAAGGUUUGGAAGGAUUAGUGCUUAAGGACUUAAAUAGUAUUUAUGAACCAGGGAAACGACAUUGGUUGAAAGUGAAAAAAGAUUAUUUGAAUGAUGGAGCAAUGGCAGACACUGCAGAUCUGGUAGUUCUAGGGGCUUGGUAUGGGACAGGGAAGAAAGGUGGAAUGAUGUCAGUAUUUUUGAUGGGAUGUUUUGAUCAAAGAAUAAACAAAUGGUGUACUGUAACAAAGGUUCACACGGGUCAUGAUGAUGCAACUUUGGCUCGGUUACAGGAUGAGCUUGACAUGGUCAAAAUUAGUCAAGAUUCUGAUCGUGUUCCAUCAUGGUUGAAAUGUACUAAAACUAUGGUACCUGAUUUUGUUUCUGCAGAUCCUAAGAAAGCUCCUGUUUGGGAAAUCACUGGUGCAGAAUUUACGAAGCAUCAGGUUCAUACAGCUGAUGGAAUUUCAAUAAGGUUCCCACGGGUUACAAAGAUUCGCAAUGACAAAACUUGGCAAGAAGCUACUUCGUUAUCGUAUCUCCAGGAACUUUAUAAGAAAUCCCGAGAAUAUGGAGAUUUUGAAGUUAUGGGGUCUGAUGAUACUGACAAAAUUGAUGAUGACGAUGGUGAUGGUGAUGGCGAUGGAAAUGACAGUAACAACAGAAGUAUUGGUGCAGACCUAUCUACCUCUGUCAGGACUUCCGACAGUACUCCUUCACCCAGUAGCUCAUCUAAAACCAAAGCUAAGGUAAAACAAACAAUGAAAACAUUCAUCAGAGGUAGUCCUGAGCUGAAGCACACAGUCUCCAAGAAUAAAAAGAGUGACAUCAAAUCAGAACAUCAUUCUGGCAAAAGAAAAUCAGAUGAUUCACAUAUUCAAGUUCCAGUGGCCAAAAAGCUUUGUAGGUAUGGCUCAGCAUGCUACAAUGACAACUCUGCACAUCUCAAGAUGUUUGGGCAUCCAGAGACUCCUCGUACAAAGAUACCAACUGUUAAUCCACUGCCAGAUUUUUUAACAGGAGUCAUGGUCAGCAUACCCAGUCCUCUAGAGAAACGUGACGUACUGGAAAGAUAUGUUGUAGCAUAUGGAGGCGAAGUAUUGCCUGAAUUCCGUUCCAGUGAAGCAACUCAUAUCCUUAUAGAUGAAAAGGAUUCAUCUGUAAUGGCAUCAUCAUCUGAAGGGUUACUGGUAUCACCUGACUGGCUGUGGGAUAGCAUUAAACUUCAGAAGCUUCUACCAACUAGACCUUAUAAUGCUUAGUUUUCUUAUUUCCAUGUUUAAGAAGUAUAGUAUUUGGAAAUUUGCUAGUGUACAGUUAUUUUUAUACCAUUGUACAGCAGGGUGUUUAUAAUGUUAAUUUGUUAAAUGUCAUUUUUUGGAUGUCAGACUUGCAUGCUAAUCAUAUAUUUUAUGCUUUAUUUAAAACAUGAAGGUAAAAUUCCAAAACUAAAAGACAUUGAAAAUUUCUCUUGAAAGGUAAGAGGGAGGUUUAUAUUUAAAUUUAUAUGUAUAUAUUUCCUGUGUAAAGCACUAUAAUUGACAGUCAAGUACUUAUUAAAGAAAGAUAGCAAGAUGUGUCCUUUCAAAGUAAGGCUGACCCCUGUGUGUGUGUGUGUGUGUGUGUGUCUCUCUGUACUUUAUGAUGGCGCUUUUGAAAUGCAAUGCAACACAACUAUGCAACCAAAACGAUGUGCUGAACGAAGACAUAGAUGUUAUCAUCUUUUAUAAAUAAAUACUUAGAAAUAUAGAAUGGAAAUAUGGAAAGUUGUUUGCACAUAGAAGUAUAAUGAAUUUGUCAUUUUAAGAGAUGUAUAUAUUUGCUAUUUAUGCCAAAUAUUGUAUAUAAAAUAUUAAUGAAAAGCAGGCAAACAUUUUUAUGGUUUCAUGUGUUGGACUGGUUUAAUGAAUAGUCUUUGAACAGUCCUUGCUUGAGUGGGAUUUAAAGAGUUUAUCAUUUCCCAAUACUUUCCUGAUGUUAACCCAUUGCCAUAUAAUGUCUUAUUUAUUCAUCCAUUGUAAGUUAUAUUUUUCACAGAUAAUUUCAUCAGGCAUUUGAAUGUUAGGAAGUGAAAUUGUAUUUAGCACUUUGAUGUCAUCAGAAUCUUGAAGGAUUAAGAUUCCAUAUUAGCAAAUUAAUUUGAGCCGACAUGUUCCCAUUUUUUUUUAUCGUGAAUUACAUUUUUAUUUCCAAAAAAAUUUAUGGAAUCACAAUUGCUCCUUCAGCAAUGUUAUGUCAGCUCUACAAUGUUACUUUGCUAAUCAGCUCUUUUGAGAUUCAGUGGAUUUGUGGAUAAAAAAAAUCAGUAAUAUUCUUUUCUGCAGGCAUGUUUACUUUAUUCAGUUGUACUUUGUUAAUUUUGUUUAUCUUAUAAAAACUGGAUAGCUGUGCCUUGCACUCUAGGAUAUAUAUUUUUACCACAUGUAAUUAUAUAAACACUAUUUGUAUGUUAUGAAAAUGUUUCCAGGUAAAUGAAAUACAGAUAAGCAUUUCAUAA
Molecule: messenger RNA, 4121 nt
Organism: Macrobrachium nipponense
Lineage: Eukaryota; Metazoa; Arthropoda; Malacostraca; Decapoda; Palaemonidae
Product: DNA ligase 3-like
Exons: 21
Coding region: 1-2886 (961 amino acids)
Biological process (GO): lagging strand elongation; double-strand break repair; DNA biosynthetic process
Cellular component (GO): DNA ligase III-XRCC1 complex; nucleus
Molecular function (GO): ATP binding; DNA binding; DNA ligase (ATP) activity
Source: RefSeq, a predicted model, not a curated record